Messenger RNA from Scleropages formosus (Asian bonytongue), 1657 nucleotides. It is a transcript of the gene use1, whose product is annotated as unconventional SNARE in the ER 1 homolog (S. cerevisiae). Gene Ontology annotation, cellular component: endoplasmic reticulum; SNARE complex. Gene Ontology annotation, biological process: retrograde vesicle-mediated transport, Golgi to endoplasmic reticulum. The record is from RefSeq and is a predicted model, not a curated record. The transcript has 8 exons. Bases 75 to 851 code for a protein of 258 amino acids. Gene Ontology annotation, molecular function: SNAP receptor activity. Lineage: Eukaryota; Metazoa; Chordata; Actinopteri; Osteoglossiformes; Osteoglossidae.
CAGCGGAAACGCCUGCUGGCACUUCCAGUUUCUUCCCCUCUCAUGACGUAGCCACGUCAGGCUUCGUAUCAAACAUGGCUUCUUCGCGGCUAGAAAUAAAUUUCGUUCGGCUGCUGUCCCGCUGUGAGUCGAUGGCGCUGGAGAAGCGGACGGACGCGGAGUGGAGGCUGGAGAAGUAUGUGGACGCUCUCCAGGACAUGCUGGCUGCUCUGAAGAAGAGCUCCAGUAAACCGGUCCCCGAGGUGCUGACCGAUUACAGCCGGAAGGUGGACUUCCUGAAGGGGCUCCUUGAUGCUGAGAAAUUGUCCUCCCCAACAGAGAAGGCGGUGGCCAAUCAAUUUCUGGCUCCCGGCCGCAGCCCCACCUUGGCCGGAGAGAGGAUGCCGGCCAGCAAGGCUGUGCACGUGCAGACGAAGGCACGGCUCACCGGGGAAAUGAAGCGCGACCUCAUGGCAGAGGAUUCUGCAAAAAAAGCCAUUUCAGAAACAGAUGUGCGGCAAAGAAGGGGCCUGCUUCUGGAUGAGAGGCAGUCGGCAGCAGAGCUGGACGCUGUUCUGCAGCAUCAUCACAACCUUCAGGAGAAGCUCGCGGAGGAAAUGCUGAGUUUGGCUCGUAACCUCAAGAACAACACGGUGGCGGCCCAGAGCAUCAUCAGGCAGGACAACCAGACGCUGACGCAGUCCAUGAGGCAGGCGGACGUCAACUUCGAGAAGCUGAAGACCGAGUCCGAGCGCCUGGAGCAGCACGCCAAGAAGUCAGUCAACUGGUUCCUGUGGCUGAUGUUGGUGCUGGUGUGCUUCUCCUUUAUCAGCAUGAUCCUCUUCAUCCGACUCUUUCCGAGGCUCAGAUGACAUGUCCUGAACUCAGGGUCGAGCCAAGAGGCGACACAGGACAGAAUUCUUCCUGAUCGAUAUGUUCAGUUUCACUGCAGCGUGGCCUCGACUUUGAUUCAUUGACAGCACCCCCAGUCUGAUUGGUAGCGCAGGACUGUGACAUCACGACACUCCACUUGCUGCAGCUAAUAUCCUCACAGCUUUUGGUUAACUUCUCAUAGAUCUGUGGCAAAUUGUCUGCGGUUCACUGACUUGAUGUGGGGCUCAGUUGUGUGUGGUCGGUGGUGAUGUUUUUUUGAUGGGUGCGGGAGGGCGUGGAAACAGAUGGAUGUUGGUUAAGGGGUUGAACAUGGCGAGCGAAGUCAAGACUGACUUAGUGACUUGGUCACUGGGGAAGUUCUACAGCACCAGGCUGAUGGCAGGUGCAGCUCACAAAGAGGGGUCAUAUCCCACCCCCUUUGUACCAUUACCCUCUGCAUUCACCUCACUGAUUCUCCGAGGUGUGUCUUGUGCCCCUCGGGGUCUAUUGCCCGCUGCAUGUGUUUGAUCCUCAGGAGGCAUCUGCAGGAAGGUGUGCACCUGGCCAGGCUCACACCAGAGCAAAGCUGUGCGCUGUAGUGCCGUUUUAGACACCCUUGGCAUGGAAGGUGGCUUCUGAUUGUGGAGAGCCCGUUUGUCCAGACCACACUUUGAACUUGACCGUGGUGAAAAGCCACCUGCGGUGACCUUCCCUUCCCCGAACGGAGCAUCAGUCUUCCAAGGUGCCCUUGCUUCCUGCUGCCAGUGUGUUGUCAUAUUUAUUUUAUUAAAUAAACGCCAAGUUA